AUGGUGAAAUCUUUGGCUGGCCUUACGGGCGAGAACAUCGCCAAAAUCGCUUACGCACAACAUUCUAUCUCGCCGUCGGGGAUGGGUGCGGUGUGCGAGGUGCUGAUUUAUGUCUUUCUUGCUAUUUGUACGAUCGUUGUUGGGCUUAGAGUCUAUGUUCGGAUGUUCAGAGUGCAGAACGAUGUCAAAUGGCGACUGAACGAUUACUUGGCAGUGGCUGGAUUUCUCCCAUAUAUUCCAGCAGCAGUCCUCGGAGCUUUAUCAGUCCACUAUGGCGUCGGCGCUUCAGACGCGUAUCUCAACCACUACGAAAUGCGAAACUUCAUCACGGUUCGCGGCAUGGAAUAUCUGAUCUUCUACGAGCUCAUCUACUACGCCUCCUCGACGAUAACGAAAUUCGCCAUCGCAGUCACGAUCCUCUACAUUUGUGUGGAGAGGCGAUAUAAAUACAUAAUGUACGGGAUCAUGUGUAUCAUGACCGUCACGGCUGUAAUUUGCGUGGUCUGGUUCUUUGUGAACUGCGUUCCAUUUCAAACCUACUGGAAUCCUGGCGCGGGCAAAUGCAAAUCUGCAAAUGGAUUCUUGUACCUCAGCUACAUUGGUACAUCUGCGCAGGUGGCUAGCGAUUGGGCCUGUGCAAUGACACCUUUCUUCAUCGUCUAUUCGUUACAGAUGCCGACGCGGAGUAAGCUCGCAGUCGUGGGAAUCCUGGGGCUUGGCUUGCUUGCUAGUAUUGCUGCCCUUAUGCGCAUGAUCUCGUACAAGUACAUCGAAAUACGAAAAUACCCUCAUGAUCACAUGGAGGCCCAAGGUCGACUACUUUUCUGGUCACUACUAGAAUCCAGCCUCGCUAUUAUUGCUUGUUCAUUGCCGUCGCUCAAGGUGUUUGGUACCUGCUUAGCCAAGACGAUGACUCGCUCCAAAGGGACAUCCAGACCAAAAUUGGAAUAUGUUGACCAGACUCCAAUGCACUCACUUAGCCCUCACGGACAUGCAAGGACUACGGUAUCAAUAAAGGGUAAUUGGGAUAGACUUCAUGACGAUGACUCAAGCGGACGACAUAUCAUGGUGGAGAGUCAAAUUCACAUUGACACUAGUUCUCGGCGAGGGUCGUCUACAGCGCACAGUAUUGUCUAA
Fusarium pseudograminearum CS3096 is the source of this 1137-nucleotide messenger RNA. RefSeq lists its product as uncharacterized. NCBI's taxonomy places the organism in Eukaryota, Fungi, Ascomycota, Sordariomycetes, Hypocreales, Nectriaceae. Bases 1 to 1137 code for a protein of 378 amino acids. The record is from RefSeq and is a predicted model, not a curated record. The transcript is spliced from 4 exons.